GUCCCUACAACAUCCAUUUUAUCCACAGCUGAUACACAACUAAUGAUUCAACUAGGUCAUUUAUUUAUAUUUUAAAUUGCCUUCGAUGCUCUGUCAGAAGCCUACUUAACACUGAAUAAUCUAAAGCCCUGGUUCUUCUAUAGAUCUGAUAAGUAAAAGUGUUUUACAAAUGAGUUCUACUGAAAUAUUUUAAAUGUUUGCCCUUCCCACUCCCAUUUCCUAAUCCCUAUUCCAUGAAGCUUAGGUCAAUACAACAGUUUACAUAUGUUAACAUUUACAGAAGAAGAAUUCAAACAGAGGUGAAAUGAAAGAGACUGAUCUUUGAGCACUUUCCCAUGAAAAUGUUGUUAUAUAUCCUUUGUGAUAUAAAAUUUUAAAUCAUAGAAUUAUAAAUAUUUAUAAGGAACACAGUCAUAUUUUAAUUAAAAAGAAAGGACCAAAAGAAGUUAAAUGCCUUUCCUUUGUCUGUAUGACUGUAUUGUAAUAAAUUAGUCUCUCUGGAUGAAUAUCAGCAAAACUAACUUUCUAUGUAUUUCUUUUGAGUUUCAAACAGGAAACUUUAUCUGGGAAUACUUUAACAGUUCAUCUCUGGAAAUUUACAAGAGCUCUACAACUGUCCAUCGAAACUUCACUAUAAUGUGCUUAAGAGCCCUUAUAUGUGAUAUAAUUUUUAUAUGUUUUCAUCAGUAAGGAUAUCUUUAUGGACAAAUUCCAAAUGACUAAACAUGUAUGUGUAUGUGUGUUUCACACAUUGUCAGCAUAAAGUAAGUUCUUACUGUUAUCGUUAGACUUACACAGAUGAAUAGAUGGACAAAUAGGUAGGUAUGUCUGUUCAGAAUGAUAUUAUCUUGGUUGGAUUGCCAUUAGUAUCAGAAAAGAAAGUGUUCUUUUCAAUACCUAUGAUUUAAGGAACAUUUUGCUAUAAGCUCUAAUAUUUCAUAAUUUCCAUUCAAAACAAUAUACCAAAUGAGAAGGAUGGAAAGAAUAGUCAAGGCUUCUGCCUAUGAAUCAAGACAAUGGAUGUGGGCAAUAAGUCUACCAUGUCUGAAUUUGUUUUGCUGGGGCUCUCUAAUUCCUGGGAACUACAGAUGUUUUUCUUUAUGGUGUUUUCAUUGCUUUAUGUGGCAACAAUGGUGGGUAACAGCCUCAUAGUCAUCACAGUUAUAGUGGACCCUCACCUACACUCUCCUAUGUAUUUCCUGCUUACCAAUCUUUCAAUCAUUGAUAUGUCUCUUGCUUCUUUCGCCACCCCAAAGAUGAUUACAGAUUACCUAACAGGUCACAAAACCAUCUCUUUUGAUGGCUGCCUUACCCAGAUAUUCUUUCUCCACCUUUUCACUGGAACUGAGAUCAUCUUACUCAUGGCCAUGUCCUUUGAUAGGUAUAUUGCAAUAUGCAAGCCCCUGCACUAUGCUUCUGUCAUUAGUCCCCAGGUGUGUGUUGCUCUCGUGGUGGCUUCCUGGAUUAUGGGAGUUAUGCAUUCAAUGAGUCAGGUCAUAUUUGCCCUCACGUUACCAUUCUGUGGUCCCUAUGAGGUAGACAGCUUUUUCUGUGACCUUCCUGUGGUGUUCCAGUUGGCUUGUGUGGAUACUUAUGUUCUGGGCCUCUUUAUGAUCUCAACAAGUGGCAUAAUUGCGUUGUCCUGUUUUAUUGUUUUAUUUAAUUCAUAUGUUAUUGUCCUGGUUACUGUGAAGCAUCAUUCUUCCAGAGGAUCAUCUAAGGCCCUUUCUACUUGUACAGCUCAUUUCAUUGUUGUCUUCUUGUUCUUUGGGCCAUGCAUCUUCAUCUACAUGUGGCCACUAAGCAGCUUUCUCACAGACAAGAUUCUGUCUGUGUUUUAUACCAUCUUUACUCCCACUCUGAACCCAAUAAUCUAUACUUUGAGGAAUCAAGAAGUAAAGAUAGCCAUGAGGAAACUGAAAAAUAGGUUUCUAAAUUUUAAUAAGGCAAUGCCUUCAUAGUUUUUGUGACACAGAACAUUAGACACAAUGCUGUGUUAGGCUUUUCUUUCUAGAGGGUUCUUACCAAAUUGUAAUUGCCAAGAAUUUGUGAGGGCUCAAGUUCAGUGCAUUUUGAAACUAUUCUCAUGAAUGUGAAUGUGUUCAAAAUACAUUUGAAAUUUCAGAAAAGCAAGUUAAAAGAAAUAAAGACUAUAAAAAUGUCAGGAGUGACAGUUCCAGUUAGGACAUUCAAUAUCAAUAAUCAAUUUAUUGGAAAAGAGGACCAAGGAAUGAGGAGAAGAAAUAUAGAUUAAAGCAGAACUAGGAGAUAAUGACAAUUACCCACAGUGAGCAACUGAGUCACUUAGUGAGAUGCUCCUAAAGUAUGACAAGCUAGCAAGAUUCCUAUAAUCCUUAGGAACUCCAUACUGCUGUAGGAUCUUAGCCUCUGACAGAGAAGCAAUGAUUUUCCACAUACGUUCCCAAGCCACUCCUACUUAACAUUUAAACCAAUUUGUGAUCUCUUCUAUUAAAGAAAACUCUAGAUAUAUUUUAUUUCGAAUGUUAAUGACGUCCAUAAAAUUGCCGUAAGUGUAGCAAUCUUUACCAACCACUUUUAGUUCAUCAUCAAAGCAAUACAGUCAUGAUAUUUCUUUCUGAUAAUGCGGAAUGAGUAGGGAGGCUGGAGAAUUCUGCAAAUCAGAAAAUAUGAAAUGAGUUGCAGAUCAGUACACUUUGUUUUGUGCAGACACGAUGGUUGCUUAGUUCCUAAGAAGUUAAAACUAGAAUUGAGAGACACAGUUUAUAACAGUUGAAUUUAUGGGGAGUCCAUGCUUUCAUUUUAAAGUGUUAUAUUGCUUUCCAUUUUGGUUAUUUUUUUCUUGAAAUAUUUGGAUGUAAAAAUAAUGAAUCUGCAUUUAGUAAUACAUUGUCAAUGUAAUAAGUAUGUUUUUGUACACAAAUAGGUUUUAUUACUGUUAUAAAUAAAUCUGGUAGGUUCAAUAUUAGCUUUAAUGUAUACAAAGUAUUACUACCACCUGCUGGUACUAACUGGAAUUGCAAGUAUUGAAAGAGGAAAAAUAAUUGUGUAUACCCUACUUUGCAAAUCAUCUUUAAAUGAUGGCAAACAUUCAUGAGUUAACUCUUAUUUAGAAUUUUCUAAAUGAUAUUGAUAAAAUAUAGUGUCUUAUAUAUGAUCCAACAUGUAUCCACAAAGGGAAAGAUAUGUUGCAACCACAGUAUUUGAUAAUAUCAAGUUGUUAUUUUCUGGUAUGAUUGAGUAAAUGGAGAAAACAAAUGAAAUGCAUUAAUUAUCAUUUAUGAAAGAUAAUUAAAACAGAAAAUCCUUAGAUGUUCAUAUUAAACCAAGUUAUAAAAGGAAUUUAUUUUUUCUUCAUCAGUUUGUGUUUUAUUUCUUCAUUAAUGUACUAAGCAAAUAAGGAAAAAACUUACAGCUUGAAAGUCUGUGAUACUGUGUUUAAAGCCUGAGCAGUUUUGAAAUUAUUAGAUAAUAACGUCUACAGUAUUAACAUAAAAUAAAACAUGCUUCUGUAAGCACAAGAUUAGCAUAAUUCUAUUUUAAAUAGGGAUACAAAUAGGCCAAUUUAGGUUUUGAGUGUGAACUUUCUCUUGGUUGCAGUUAUAUGUACAAAUAUGUUCAUAUUCAAGGACUUCGUUUAUGUAGAAUGUUUUAGCUGGUGCUUAAAAAUGCUAGAAAUAAUUCUUUUACUUGACAUAUUUCUUUGUCCAGGGAAUAUUUUCAAAACUGUGCUGCUUUUUGCAAUAUAAAACUGUGGAAUCUUUUGGAAGAGACGCUAUUGAUUUUCUGUGCUUUUGUGGAGAAUUCUAAAACUCAAGAACAUUUGCCAAAAUACCCUCAAAGGUGUAGCUGAUCAGCAGACAACUCUAUAAGGCAAGUCAAUAAUGAGAUUAAGUAGUUGGAUUGAUAGUAAAAUUCUGUGGCUGAUAAUAAAAAGGAUUACAGAAAGCCUUUGGAGGGCUUACAUAUAUAAAUGGAACUAUCACAUUUCUCGGUGGCUUAGUGUGAGGAGUCAAUAUUCAUGGUACCUCUGCAUGUUAUAUAAACACUUAAAAAUCUUAGUUAGGACUUUAGGACUCAUGGUGGUUGGUUUUAUCGAUAUAUCUCUUAGACAAGAUGCUGACACUCUUUCACCAAGGAUAACUGCAGUGACAUGGCCAUGGACUCGUUAAGCAAUAGUAAGGAUGGUGCCAGCUGCCACCAGAGUUUCCAGAGACAGAGAUAAUGUUCUGCAGAGAAUACAAGAUAAGCAGGCAAGUAUAAUUUUAAGUGAUCUGCACUAUCUGCAAUAACACAACUGAGGGAGUUCUGGAGCAUUUAUAAGAAGAGUGUGUUGACAAGCAACUUCAUCUUCCUCUACGUGUUUAGGAAGCUGUGAAGCUUGACAACAAUUGAAUGCAGAUGGAAAAACUGUUAAAAAUCAGGUAUAGAUAAAAACAGAUAAAGUGUAAAUUUUAAUAUGUGAAGGAACUGGAUAUAUGUAAUAGCAAUAAAAACUACAAAUUAUGUUUGUUUCUAAAAAUGCUUAAGAAAACUUUUAGAAUACUAUAUGGUAUAAUGAUGGUGGAUUUACCAUAAAGCUUGUAAAGCUUAGGUUUUAUAACUCCUCCUUUGCAUGGAUUUCCUCGAAGGCCCUAGAAUGGAAACUAACAACCUUUUAUUAGUUAUUUCGAUUUUUUUUUCCUGAAACAGGUGUCCUCAAACUGUAUAAGCUUUAAGCCUAGCUUGUCCAACCCAUGACCUGCAGGUUGCAUGCGGCUCAGGAGAUGGCUUUAAAUUCAGCCCAACACAAAUUCAUAAGCUUUCUUGAAACAUUAUAAGAUUUUCUUGUGAUUUUUUUGUAAAGCUCAUCAGCUAUCUUUAGUAUCAGUGUAUUUUAUGUGUGGCCCAACACAAUUCUUCUUCCAAUGUGGCCCAGAGAAGCCAAAACUUUGGACACCCCUGCAUUAAAAGGCUCUGCAGAAUCUGAAGUCUAAUGUGUAGUUUUAAAAGUCUUAGACUCUGGUAUCUUUUUUUUUUUUAAACAGUGUUUAAUACUACUUCUACUACUAGUGGUGUAAACUUAAGCUAAGUACUUAAUACCUCUUAGCCUCAGUUUCUACAUAUGUUAAAGGAGAUAAUAGUGGUCUCUACACCACAGAGUUAUUUGAGGCAUAAAAGAAGCAAAUAAUAUGAAGCAUAUGGUUGUCAAUAAAUGUUAGUCAUUGUAUCAUUCUGGGUGAUAACCUCUGGAUAUCUUUGUUUAUGGGACUUGAUAGUCUCUUGAGCUAACACUUGACUUGUUUAAUUUAAAAGGUAAAUUUUCAUUUAUAUGUUUUAAAUAUUCAUGUCUGUAUAUGUGUGUCAGUAUUAAUUUGAAAAAUUAAAAGUAACUUCCACUAGAAAAUUACACUGGUUCUUACAUUAAUUAAAGCUUCUGGAAACUUGUUUUUCUGUCUGUUCACAACUGUCAUUAAUCAAGAGAAGUAUCAAGUUGUUGCUUAAUCAUUAUGCUAUUGCUUCUUUACAAUGAAUAAAUAUUAAAUUGGUUUAUUGAUUUUAGGAUGAAUUCACAUUACAAUUGUUGUCAGAAUAAGAAUGAUGUUUGACUCAUAUUAUUAAGGUGAAGAGAUAGGCAGAUGGAUAGAUUAGUAGAUAGAUGAAGUUUUGUAUUAUAUGAGCUGUCUUAUGUGAAGUAUUUUUCUGCAUUGAUAAGGGUUUAGGAUAAUGUGAUCACUGGAUUAUGCUGCUAUAUAGAAGUUCUUGGUAAAAUGCUGUUAUUUGUGCAUAUCCAGACUCCUUAUGAAAGUAUUUUCAAAUUUAAAAAACUACCAGUGAAUCUAUUCUCUACAUGUGAGUUUUUAAACAACUCAGUUAUAGCAAAAUUUGUUGAGAGAGUUGGAGUAAUCCUCCUAUUUCCCUAUUCUUUCCCUGAUAUUAUUUUGCAUGAUUUUUGGAUGUAUAUGUCAAUUGAAAAACGGGGAGAAGAAAACAGCCAGGGAAAUCUAAUUCAUGUGAACUUCUUGCAUGUACUCUCAGAUGCCAAUGAAAUCCGCUAAGCAACUUGAUAGUUUUUUGGUUUAUAAGUUUCUGUUGUGCUUUGUUGUUUGGAAUUAUUUUUAAUGCUCUUGGUUACACCAUGAGGUAAAUAUGCACAAAUUAUUCUGGAGCGUGUAGGACCAACACUCAAAUGAGACUGGAAAUGUGACUGGGAUCAUUGAUUCAUGUAUUCUGUCUCUAUUGUUGCUAAUAUAACUCAAUUGACAUGUUAUUUUUUCUCUUUGAUUUUUGUAAAACAAACAAAUAAAUUCCAAUAUCUAGUAUGCACUAAAAUACUAUAGUUUCAUUUUUAUUUUUUACUCUGAUAAUUUACACUGCCAAUAUAAGGAGAUGAAUACCUAUUUUUUAAAUUAAAAAAUGUUCUCGGGCUGGAGGCUCCAGGUUUUUUUCCCCCAUUAGCCUUUUUAUGACUACUAAAUGCAAGACCACUGUUAAUUCGCCUUUUUUCUUUGUGUUUUAACUGUACUAGGAAUCUGAAGCCAUCAACAAAAGCCAGAUUUUUCUCCCUUUGCUCACUUGCCACCUGUUAAAGAAAAUUUAAAGGAGAGAUUUUUUUUUUUAGUUUGAGACUAGAAAUAGCAAUUUAAUUAGUAAUUUGUUUUUAUAUAAUAAUAUAUUUAUAUCAAUUUUUUCUUCUUGUUUGAGUGUACUUAUAUUGGUUGUCCUACAGUUAAGAAAACGGAAACCAUUGGGUAAAUUAAGCAGAUUUAAUACAAUGUAUUAAAUGCUUGUGAAUAAUUCAAAGACUUACAGGAACAUGCAUUGGAGGCUGCAACUGGAGCUAUUGUGUUCCAGAGCACAUUACCCCAGUAAUGUGAUGUAAGGGCAAAAGGCAAAAAGCCUUGGUGUCAUUGCCACUCCUUCAUCACCCUCAGCACUCUUGAAGGUGGUGAAUAGUCACUGGACACAGGUAUGGCUGCCACAGUUGCUUUCCCUCACAUCUCAUCAUCAUCUUGCUCACCAGCGGCAAUUAUAUCAGUAGAUCCCUCUGCCUCACUUGUGCUUUCUAAAGCUCAUUUGGUGCAUCUAAUUGGUGGAAUCUAUUUUGCACAGAGAAACUUGGCUUCAAAAAUCAAUUUGUAGAUUUCAAGAUUCUUAUGCAACAGAAAACAUGCUAAUAGAGGGUGGAUUGGAGGGAGACUCCGUCAAUCAAUCAAUAUCCAUUACUUUAAUUUUUUUAUUAUAACCUUUUUAUUGCAGUGUAAAAGCAAGGUAAAGAAAAAUACACAAACAUGUUUAGCUUAAUGAAAUAUUACAAGGCAAACACCAUUAUAAUCACAUUUCAAGUCACAAAAUAGAACUUCGCCAGCCACCCCUGAAGUCCUCAAGUUUGUUCAUCUCGAUGACAACUCUCUCCUCCAAAAUUAACCAUUACCCUGACUUAAUAAAUUAUUUGCAUUUCUUUUCAGUUUCAUGAAUACAUAUAUACUCAAAUAUACAUCCAUACACACUCAAACUUGGCCUCACCAACUUUGUUUCCUUUUCUUGUAGCCUACAAGUCUCACUAUCACUAUCUCUUCAAUUUCUGUAUAAUUUAUCUUUCUUUUUCUUUUUUUUUUCUUUUUUUUUUUUUUUUGAGACGGAGUCUUGCUCUGUCGCCCAGGCUGGAGUGCAGUAGCGUGAUCUCCGCUCAUUGCAAACUCUGCCUUCCGGAUUCACGCCAUUCUCCUGCCUCAGCCUCCUGAGUAGCUGGGACUACAGGCGCCCGCCACCACGCCCAGCUAAUUUUUUGUAUUUUUAGUAGAGAAGGGGUUAUAAUUUAUCUUUUGAAAAACCUGAGUUAUUUACCAUCUAGGGUCUCCCAGAGUCUGAAAUAUGCUGAUUGCAUGCUCAUGGUACAGUUCAACAUGGACUUCUGUCACUGCAUUUUCUGCAAAUUGCCUAUCCAGCAGCUUAAUCAUAUUUAGUUUGAUACUUUUUGCAAGACAAAUGACAGAUGAUGUUAUAUUUUUUCAUCCAAAAGAUCUUGAUGUCUUGCUUUAUCUCUUUGGGAAUGAUAGUGCUGUUGUUGCUGUAGUAGUUGAUAUCUCUAACCAUUUUUGUUGGCUGAAGCUUAUUCUCUACUAUAUUCCUCAGGAAGUCUUCUUGAAGACCCUAUUCUCUGAAUUCUGGCGUGUUGGCAAGUUUCUUUGAAACAUUUAUGUACUGUAAUUUCAUUGGCUAUUCCUUUAUUUUCUUGAUUAUCUUAAAUUGAAAUAAUGACUCUCUUUGUAAGCACUUUGUCUGGAGUCUGCAAAGCCUGUAUUUUUCUUCACUCACCCUAGCAUACCAUAUAAUUAGAAGUUUGGAACUGAUCUUUUAAUUUUUGGAGGGAGGUAUUAAUAAUCCUUCUGAUAUUUAUAUUAGUAGUUAAAUAAUUAAAUAGUAGUUAAAGUAAUUAAAUAGGACUCUAUUGCACUCAAGAGAUUUUAAAACGUUUAAAUUUCUAAAUUUCCUUUAAGUAUAUUAAAAUGUACCUAAAUAAAAUUGUUCUUCAAGAGUAACAUGUAAUUGAAUCAUCAACAUCUUUAUAUAACUUUUCCAAUUUUUUAAAGAAAGAUACCUCUCUUGCAGCUCAAUUGCUUUUUAAAUAAAAUAAAUUUGAAUCCCUGUUUGUACCUGGAGACCGUUUUGAUCUGCCCUCCUCACCUCACAUUUCACACAUGGAGAAAAAAAGUCUGCAC
Molecule: messenger RNA, 8681 nt
Organism: Homo sapiens (human)
Lineage: Eukaryota; Metazoa; Chordata; Mammalia; Primates; Hominidae
Gene: OR4K2
Product: olfactory receptor family 4 subfamily K member 2
Exons: 2
Coding region: 1017-1961 (314 amino acids)
Biological process (GO): detection of chemical stimulus involved in sensory perception of smell; G protein-coupled receptor signaling pathway
Cellular component (GO): membrane; plasma membrane
Molecular function (GO): olfactory receptor activity; G protein-coupled receptor activity
Source: RefSeq, marked validated